Molecule: messenger RNA, 817 nt
Organism: Fomitiporia mediterranea MF3/22
Lineage: Eukaryota; Fungi; Basidiomycota; Agaricomycetes; Hymenochaetales; Hymenochaetaceae
Exons: 3
Coding region: 1-435 (144 amino acids)
Source: RefSeq, a predicted model, not a curated record
AUGUCUGUCAUCCCUGUCAUCGUGUCCAAUAAACGAGCAGGCACUAGUCAUGGAGGCGGAGAAAUGCACGUGCUGCAAAGGUCAAAGAACAUUCGAAUCGGAAGCAUCUCAUUAUCCGUCGGAGGUCGGAUGGAGACAGAAGCGAGUGAUCAAGGCGCCCGCAAUUGUCAGUCAGUACUUGAACCCAAACCACACUCUCCUUCACCCUCUUCACGCUAUCUUCAACACGUAUCAACCUUAACGCCUUACUUUGCAUUAUCAUUCGCUCUGAGCGAUCACACUAUGCGUCUACAAAACCUGAUUAUCGCAUUCCUGUCGCUCGCUGCUCUGGCAGCAGCAUUGCCUUUAUCCUCGCGUGCGACUCCAAACGACCUGAAACGUGGAAAUGGCGGUAGUGCAGACUGGAGAAAGCGCGGAAACGGAGCAGAUUGGUGAAUCGGCCCGAUGUUGCAAAUUUUCUCCCUGUAUCGUAAUCACGUCGUCGAAUACCCAAUUACCGCCAGUUCCGCGAGAUAUAUCGAUCCGAGGAGACAGAGGGGGCAUGGAAGGAGGAAGACGUCCUGAGUUAAGGGGCAAAGAUGAAUGGUGGUGGAGGACUUGCUCAGCAAAUUUUCGUAACGCAGCAAUCCAGUUCCUGGCGUGCAAAGAAUGUGCUGAUCGCGUUCUCAUCGGAAAUUCAGCUGGUGGUGAUACUGGCUUGUUUCGAUCGAUGUCCGAUAGAGGAGCUGGCGCAUGUCGAGCAUAGUUGGCUAUGUCUUGUUGGGCAAAUCAAGUUCUGUCUUCAUUCAUCAAUUUGUCGCCGCCGCCGCCGAGCAGC